CCUUAUCGCACAUCUGAGAAUCCACACAGGGGAGACGCCCUACACGUGCUCUGAGUGCGGAAAAAGCUUCAGGUGGCGCUUUCACCUUAUCAUACAUCAGAGAAUCCACACAGGGGAGAUGCCCUACAUGUGCUCUGAGUGCGGGAAAAGCUUCAAUUACAGCUCAAACUUUAUUAGACAUCAGAGAAUCCACUUGGAAGAGAGACACUACAUGUGCCAUGAGUGCGGGAAAAGCUUCAAUUGGAGCUCUGCCCUUAUCAGACAUCGGAGAAUCCACACAGGGGAGACGCCCUACACGUGCUCUGAGUGCGGGAAAAGCUUCAAUCGGAGCUUUCACCUUAUCAGACAUGAGAGAAUCCACACAGGGGAGACGCCCUACACAUGCGCUGAGUGCGGGAAAAGCUUCAGUCAGAACUCGGACCUUAUCAGACAUCAGAGAAUCCACACAGGGGAGAUGCCCUACACAUGCGCUGAGUGCGGGAAAAGCUUCAAUCGGAGCUCUGCCCUUAUCAGACAUCAGAGAAUCCACACAGGGGAGACGCCCUACACGUGCUCUGAGUGCGGGAAAAGCUUCAAUCGGAGCUCAGACCUUAUCAGACAUCAGAGAAUCCACACAGGGGAGACGCCCUACACGUGCGCUGAGUGCGGGAAAAGCUUCAAUCGGAGCUCUGCCCUUAUCAGACAUCAGAGAAUCCACACAGGGGAGACGCCCUACACAUGCGCUGAGUGCGGGAAAAGCUUCAAUCGGAGCUCUGCCCUUAUCAGACAUCAGAGAAUCCACACAGGGGAGACGCCCUACACGUGCUCUGAGUGCGGGAAAAGCUUCAAUCAGAGCUCAGACCUUAUCAGACAUCAGAGAAUCCACACAGGGGAGACGCCCUACAUGUGCUCUGAGUGCGGGAAAAGCUUCAAUCGGAGCUCAGACCUUAUCAGACAUCAGAGAAUCCACACAGGGGAGACGCCCUACACAUGCUCUGAGUGCGGGAAAAGCUUCAAUCAGAGCUCUCUCCUUAUCAGACAUCAGAAAAUCCACAUGAGAGAGAACUGUAAGGCUCAUCAGCGCUGGCCAGUCGAUGCAGCCUCAGCCCGGCACCACGGUGCGGGUUAUCAAUCCAUCGGCAAGCUGGCUGAUAAGGCCUCCUUCCGUCAGUCCACGGAGGCGUCUUUCCAGGUCGCGGUCUCGGAGGCGUUCCCGCUCCUGCCGUUCCCGAUUCGGCACGCUCGCGAUCGGCACCGCUCUCCAUCGCAGUACCGGUGUGCUCGCGGAGACUUUCAAGAUCUCUGUCACGGACAGAUACUCCUGAUACCGAUCCGGCUCUUGGUACCGAUCUCAGUACCGUCGUCCGCAGUCACUCCGGCACAGGGACUCAAGAUCCAGUCGACCUCCGGCACCGACAUGAGAAUCCACACAGGGGAGACGCCCUACACGUGCUCUGAGUGCGGGAAAAGCUUCAAUCGGAGCUUUCACCUUAUCAGACAUGAGAGAAUCCACACAGGGGAGACGCCCUACACAUGCGCUGAGUGCGGGAAAAGCUUCAGUCAGAACUCGGACCUUAUCAGACAUCAGAGAAUCCACACAGGGGAGAUGCCCUACACAUGCGCUGAGUGCGGGAAAAGCUUCAAUCGGAGCUCUGCCCUUAUCAGACAUCAGAGAAUCCACACAGGGGAGACGCCCUACACGUGCUCUGAGUGCGGGAAAAGCUUCAAUCAGAGCUCAGACCUUAUCAGACAUCAGAGAAUCCACACAGGGGAGACGCCCUACACGUGCGCUGAGUGCGGGAAAAGCUUCAAUCGGAGCUCUGCCCUUAUCAGACAUCAGAGAAUCCACACAGGGGAGACGCCCUACACAUGCGCUGAGUGCGGGAAAAGCUUCAAUCGGAGCUCUGCCCUUAUCAGACAUCAGAGAAUCCACACAGGGGAGACGCCCUACACGUGCUCUGAGUGCGGGAAAAGCUUCAAUCAGAGCUCAGACCUUAUCAGACAUCAGAGAAUCCACACAGGGGAGACGCCCUACAUGUGCUCUGAGUGCGGGAAAAGCUUCAAUCUGAGCUCAGACCUUAUCAGACAUCAGAGAAUCCACACAGGGGAGACGCCCUACACAUGCUCUGAGUGCGGGAAAAGCUUCAAUCAGAGCUCUCUCCUUAUCAGACAUCAUCGAAUCCACACAGGAGAAGCGCCCCACACAUGCUCUGAGUGCGAGAAAAGCUUUAGUCGGAGCUCACACCUUAUCACACAUCAGAGAAUCCACACAGGGGAGAAGCCCUACACAUGCUCUGAGUGUGGGAAAAGCUUUAGUGGGAGCUCUGCCCUUAUCAGACAUCGUAGAAUCCACACAGGAGAGAAGCCGUACACAUGCUCUGAGUGUGGGAAAAGCUUCAGUCGGUGCUCAGACCUUCUCACACAUCAGAGAAUCCACACAGGGGAGAAGCCCUACACAUGCUCUGAGUGUGGGAAAAGGUUCAAUCAGCGCUCAAACCUUCUCACACAUCAGAGAAUCCACACGGGAGAGAUGCCUUACACGUGCUCUGAGUGUGGGAAAAGCUUUAGUGGGAGCUCUGCCCUUAUCAGACAUCGUAGAAUCCACACAGGAGAGAAGCCGUACACAUGCUCUGAGUGUGGGAAAAGCUUCAGUCGGUGCUCAGACCUUCUCACACAUCAGAGAAUCCACACAGGGGAGAAGCCCUACACAUGCUCUGAGUGUGGGAAAAGGUUCAAUCAGCGCUCAAACCUUCUCACACAUCAGAGAAUCCACACGGGAGAGACGCCCUACACAUGCUCUAGGUGCGGGAAAAGCUUCGGGCGGAGCUCUCACCUUAUCGUACAUCAGAGAAACCACACAGGGGAGAAGCCCUACACGUGCUCUGAGUGCGGGAAAAGCUACAAUCAGCGCUCAACCCUUUCUGUACAUCAGAGAAUCCACACAGGGGAAAGGCCCUAUGAAUGCACUGAGUGCGGGAAAACCUUCAAUCGCAGUUCGCACCUUAUUAGGCAUCAAACA
Mauremys reevesii (Reeves's turtle) is the source of this 2998-nucleotide messenger RNA. Its product is annotated as zinc finger protein 850-like. Gene Ontology annotation, biological process: regulation of transcription by RNA polymerase II. The record is from RefSeq and is a predicted model, not a curated record. NCBI's taxonomy places the organism in Eukaryota, Metazoa, Chordata, Testudines, Geoemydidae. The annotation marks the transcript as partial. Gene Ontology annotation, molecular function: RNA polymerase II cis-regulatory region sequence-specific DNA binding; DNA-binding transcription factor activity. The transcript is spliced from 6 exons.